Lagopus leucura (white-tailed ptarmigan) is the source of this 6553-nucleotide messenger RNA. RefSeq names its product interleukin 31 receptor A (gene IL31RA). Gene Ontology annotation, cellular component: signaling receptor complex; external side of plasma membrane. The transcript has 16 exons. NCBI's taxonomy places the organism in Eukaryota, Metazoa, Chordata, Aves, Galliformes, Phasianidae. Bases 223 to 2856 code for a protein of 877 amino acids. Gene Ontology annotation, biological process: cytokine-mediated signaling pathway. Gene Ontology annotation, molecular function: cytokine receptor activity; cytokine binding. The record is from RefSeq and is a predicted model, not a curated record.
UGUUUCUCUGACGUGAGAGCUGAGAGUUGUGGCUGAGCUGCCGGUUUGCUUGCUUUGGGGAAGAACGCGUUACGCUCCGCAGUGGCUUUACCCGAGGUGUUUCGGGCUGGUGGAUACACGGCCCCGCACUCCGUGCGCGCACGCUUUGUGCCCCGAGAGCCGUCGUCGUUGCCUGUUACGGAUCUGUCACAGUGUUUCCUGCCCAUACUUACUGAAAAGGAAAUGUUCAACUGUUGGAUUUGGAUAUUUAUCUUGCUCUGUAGAAGAUCUAUAGCAGAUGAGAACUCUACUAGAGAUGCUGACAUUUUUCCUUCUUCUCCUGAAAUUGAAAGAGGAUCCACCCUGAAACUAUUCUGUGUUCUUGGAAAACAUUACACACCUCACAGGAACGCAAGCCACAUCAUCUGGAAAUUGAAUCGCGAAUUAAUUGCUCGGGAAAACUAUAAUAUCGUCAAUGAGACUGUAUCUAGUAUAACUAUCAAUAAUUUCACUCACAACAAAGCACAUGUGAAGUGCUUCAUUAAGUACUUAGGGAAGGAACAACUUCUGGUUCACACUGAAGUUAAAUCUGGAUUUCCACCAGGCACACCAAGAAAUAUUUCCUGCAUUUACGAUGUUGAUAUUAAGCUUACCUGUAACUGGACUUCAGGAAGAGAAACAAAUCUUGCAACAAGUUAUACUCUUUACAGAAAAAUUAUGAGUGUACAAGGUCCAAUUAUGCAGGAGAUGAAGAUCUCUGUCUGCCGAAGCAAAACUGAAUCAUGUUCAUUUCAUUACCCAAAUAUUCCAUUUGGUGAUAAUCUUUGUUUUCAAGUGAAAGCUGAAAAUGUUUUGGGUGAAGCCUCAUCGGAUUGUGUUCCUAUAAAUAUGGAAGAAAUAGAGAGAUUUCAACCUCCUGAAAUACUUUCAUUAAAAAAAUAUGCUGGUAUAAAGCAGUUGCUUACAGUAACCUGGAAGAUACCUGAGAAAAGUACACGCUUACUGGAUGUACAAUGCCAGAUUCGAUACAGAAACUUGUAUUCGAACUCAUCGGAAAUUGACACUGUUAUGGUGGCUUCUGGAGAAGAGAUAUCAACACAUAAUCUCACAGGUCUGUGGGACUCCACAGAGUAUUUGGUUGCCAUUCGGUGUAUUAGUGUUGAAUCAAAACUCUGGAGUGACUGGUGUAAAGAGGAAACAGCAAGUACAGAAGAGAAAGCUCCUUCAGAAAAAGUGGAUUUGUGGAGAGUAAUUGAGUCUUCAACCCCAUCUGGAAACAGAUCCGUGUAUCUUAUGUGGAAGCUGUUAAGCAACUUGCCACCCCAUGGGAGAAUUCUAGGCUACAAAAUACAGUAUUUUCCAGAAAAUAAUGCUGCACUUCAAAUGACAGACUUCACUUCUGAUAAGAAAAUUACUUUAUUUUUAAAUGAAGAGGCAUAUAUAAUAUCUCUUACUGCCUAUAAUUCUGCUGGAAAUUCUCCUGCAGCUAUUUUGAGGAUUCCAUCCACUGAUGAAAAAUCUUCUCAAAUGAUUGAAGCAGUGAGAACCUUUACAACAGAGGAAGAAGUGAUUGUGGAAUGGACAGUCUCUAAACCAGAAGUAACCGAGUAUGUAGUUGAGUGGUAUGACGAAAUGGAGACAGAUCCUUUUAGUAGGUCAUGGCAGUAUAUAUCAAAUUCUACAAAGUGGAAACCUAACAAAAAAAACUUUAAAUCAUUUGUAUGCUACAACAUGUCAGUGUAUCCCAUUGAUGGAAAUAAAGUAGCAGCUCCAUAUUCCAUACAAACUUAUAUUCAAGAAAAAAAGCCAUCAGAAGGCCCUGUGGCUGAUACGGGUUUCCCAGGCAAAAAUGAAGUUACAAUAAAAUGGAAUGAGAUUUCAAAAGAUAAAAGAAAUGGCUUUAUCAACAACUACACAAUAUUUUAUAAACCUGAAGGUGGAAAAGAAUUGAAUGAAACAGUGAACUCCGAUGUGCUACAAUACACGCUGAAGUCUUUGCAGGCUAAUACGCAAUACACGGUCUAUAUCAUGGCAAGCAACAGAGCUGGUGGAACCAGUGGAGAGCCAAAAACAUUCAAGACUUUAAAAUUCAAUAAAGAAGAUGUUAUUUUCAUUGCUCUACCAGUUGGAUUAAGCAUGUUGUUUCUGGUAGGCCUUUGGAUAACCUGCAUUAUGAAAAAGCAGCUGUUUAAAAAGGUUUGCUGGCCUGAUGUCCCCAAUCCUGCAGAGAGCGUUGCAGUGCAGUGGCCUGUUGACGCAGCUGUGGGAGUGGCGUGUGAGGACAAAACCAAAGGCCUGGAAAACAUCAGUGUUUUGGAAGAUUGUUUUCCUGAAGAAGAACAUGAAGGAUCACUACUAAUGGAUUGUGAAAAAUGUGUUUCUGGAAGUACUGACAUUAAUACAAAUGAGGCACAGAAUAUCUCUGAGUACAAAUUAACUCUGCUAAAUAGUGAGGGAAAGAUACUCAACAACGAAGAACAGGAAUUUGCUAAGCACCUUUCACCAUCCAUGCCUUACAUAAUCACUGAUCAAGAUUUCAAAAGUCAAAUACAUUCAGCUUUGAUACCAUCCAAGAAACUUCAACCCAUCAAAAUACUGGAGGAUGAUUUAUGUGAUUCCCAACAGAUCUCAAUUAAAAAUGAAGAAAAUGAUAAUGAAGAAGUUUUAAACAGAGGAGGUUUCAGUGGAAAAAGCCUGUUCAAUCCAUACCUUAGAAAUUCUGUUAAAACAAGAGAAUUUCUUGUUUCUGAGAAUUUCUCAGAACACAGCAAGAAUGAACCCAAAAGCCAGGCAACUUUUUUACCAGGACUUCGACAAAAUGUUGUAGGACAAUCCUAUAUAACAUUGGACAUGGUUGGGCUGGCAACCGCUCAUUAGCAGAGGAAAUAAUUCCUUGUGAAGUCCCAGCCUGGUAGCACUGCUUUUGUAUGUGUUUCCUGGGUGGUCGUGGUUACCUCCUAUGAAAUUACCCUAUUCCCUUCAACAGCUGUGUGGUAAUGAACGUACUGUAUUUAUUCCUGUGAAGCUUCACUUUCAGAGUUGCUGGGGAUUUUUUAUUUUUUUAUUUUUUUAAACCACAGAAAUGUGUCAGCAGUAAGGCAAAGGACGUAGCUUUUCUUAGUUCUUCGUUUUGAUUUUCCCUUUGAGAACACCAAGCCGUGCAAGUAGCUUGCUGCUUUCCCCCUCGGCAACCAGUUCAGAUAGAUGAGCACUGCUGGGGCAAUGUGCACAAACUUGAACAGAGCCAACAUCUCCCAAAUUUUUCCUUAAGUUGCAUGAAGUAAAACAACUUUACUGUUUUUUUCCCAUGCUUAUUUUGGAUCUAGUUUUUAUGUGUACUGUUUUCCUAUCUCGCAGAUAGUUGGUAAUCAUCUUUGUGUAUCCUGCCUCUCAAAUCAGCAGUUUGGCUCAUGGUUGCCAUAUCUUUAAUAAGAGGAUAUGUCAUGUACAUGCUAUUGACCUGUCUGCGCUUUGGAAAAGGGAGGUUUGUGUUGGCUUCCUGCUUCCUUCCCUUUCUCUCAUUUUCAGUCAUUCACUGUAUUUUGUGCUUCUUUGGCGCUGCUUUUUUUAGCUGUUUACUGCAUGAUAUCUUCUUACCUUCUUGCUACUGUGCCUUUAAUUUCUCCUAGUUUAAAACUGUUCUUCUCAGUUGAAGCUGUGGUAUUAUGAACUGGGGGGGGGGGAAAAAAAAAAAAAAAAAAAAAAAAAGCUAAAUUAAACAUUCAGUUGUUUAGAAUUAACAUUUAGCCCCCCAGAAUUUCAAAUUCUACAAAUGGAAAUCCCCCAGACAUUAACAGAUUAACCAAUUACAGACAAAAUUCUCACACUACAUGACCAUUAAAUGUCCAUUAAAAUCCCCUAAAUAAGAAAAAAAAAUGCACUAUUAAUGAAUUCAUGGGAGAGAAGGAAGCAUUCCUGUGGAUGCACCUCCACAGACGAUGUGGUUGCUGCUGAACAGCUGAUUUGGAUGCAUAGGCAAAUGGUCUGCUCUGGCUCUGGCUACUUAAUGUUUCUCUUGCCACAGUGUAUAUUUCAUUACAAAUGCUAUGUUAUACUUUAAUAUUCCUAGAAAGUGAUAUAAGCAUAUCUGUUAUAAACAGAUUUCUCUUUUUGAGAUUGUUGAUGACUUCUUGAGAUAGAUGUUCCAACUUCUGAUCAUGAGUGGGAACUUGUUCAGAAGAGCUGAAUUUUCUACCCAAGUUUGAUAUCUAUCCAAGUUUGAUAUUGAAUGUGACACAGCCUGAAUCUGAGCACAGUGCAUGUAAGGGACUCGCAGGUUCUGUUCCUGUGCCUCAGCAAAUGGGUUCAUGUCACCUAUGUACAGUUACUUCAAUCCUGCUUCCAUUUGCAUGUUCCAUUUUUUGCACAGUAAUCCUGUAGGCUUUGUGUUUGUAUACAGCUUUGAGAUUUAGCAGCAUAAGAUGUGUUCUAGAUACAACCCACCCUGUUGAUGCUAGUAAUCUCAGGACAGGCAGGAAGGACCUGAGACCUUACCACCAUUUGGUCCCAUUAUAGGCUUCUUCUGUAGGUACAACUCAUCUGCAAUUACUGGCAUGGGUGUUUAUUUUUUUCCCUUUAUUAUUUCCAUAAUGGUUGUAAACAUUUCAGACCUUACAGGAAGAUACAGACAGAUACUGCACUUUUUUGCAUGUAUGCCUGUUUUUACUGAAUAAGCUCGUAUAAGAACACUGAAGUCUUGUGGUGAUGACAACAAAAUUAUAUAGACAGUGGGCAGCAUAUUAUUUCAUAUCUGUGUGCAGUACAGUUUUCCAGUGUGUUGAAUGUUCACAAGUAAGGAAAGCUUAUAUGUUACAUUCACAGUUUGCUUCCUUGUAGUGUGUAAAAAGCAGAGUGUCUUGGGAUGUAGACUUUCAGGAAGAGACAAUGAGCUGGCCUCAUUGCUGUUGCAAGCUAGUAUAGCUUCAGCAGAAGAGAUGCAAUUAUACAGAUAUGUCAUCUAUGAAACUAUAACAGUUCCUCUGAGAAACUGUCCAAUUAUUUGCUUUUGUACAUAUAAAUACAUGCGUAGUUGUGUCUGAGCCCAGACACAGAGAAAUAUCACAAUUAAUCUAUUGUUUGUGCAGCAAAACUUGCACCUGUUUGUAUAAUUUAUAUUGCUGAUGCCCAUUGUUCAUCAGAAUGGAUGAGAUUGCAAGCUGGGAUCUUUUAUUCUAAAAUAUGCGUGGAGUCUUGUCUAAAAGCCCCCAGGAUCCCAGCCUUUAACCUGAAAUACUAAUCUGUGUAUUUCCCGUAUUUGAUGUCCUGCUGUUCUUUGCUGUUCAGAUGUGGCUUCUUGUUUCAGUACGUGCCUUGACUUGAGCACGUGGUGCUGGAAGGAGGAUGACUGUGCCUAGUCCAAGGCUGUCUUCCUCACCUCUGUCAGUACCUCUGCACUUCCCAUAUGGGAAAGCAGUGGGCUUGUUCCCUUCUCUGCUGAGUGCAGACCAACACUUCAGCAGUAUGGGUGGUUGAGAAGCUUGAGGCACAGGCAGGCUGAAGUCCUGAACUACAGUGAGAGUAUAGAUGUUAUCUUCCAGUGCUCCCAUCAUACAGAUAGUUACUAAGAUCAGUAGUAAGAUAAUCACUUUCAAUGCUUGGUGAUUGCAGCUGAUAGAGACUCAUGGUUAAGCUGAGCAGAUGUUUGCAAAUAAGGAUCUUAGGGCAGUGGUGUUUGGCUGUGUUGGGUAUAUUUCAAAGUGGUGCUCUAAAAGGCUGGGAGGAACACAUUCUGGGGAUCGUUUGGUCUGCAGCUUGUACUGUGGUGCGUGCAAGCAUGCUGUGGUCAUGAGAGCGAGCUUUCAGCUGGUAGCCUUUGCCAUUACCAAAUCCUCUGGUCUUAUGCUGCCGACGAUUAGAAAUAUCACAGGAGAAGAUAACCUGAAACUCUAAUUCAUCUGAGAAAUCUGAGAUUUUAAUUUUGAAAUCUCCCUUAACAGAUUUGAGCUGUAGGGCUUUGUUUUGACAGCCACAGGGUUUCAAGCAUUAGGUCAUAGCAUUUUAACCUUGCCAGCCCAGAUAUCAAGAUGCUAAAGAUUGAAUAUCCUGAUGUUUUUGUAACAAGCAAUCUCAGUGGUCACGUGCACAAAACAAUGCCUUAACAGCAAAUGUCAUACUCGUUAUUGUGAGAGGUAAUCUGUGAAAAUUUAUUUAAUAGCUUUAUGCUUUGCUAGCAGCUAUUCUGAAAUACUGAGCUAAGAUACUCUCCCAAAUGUUACUUAACAUUUAACAGAUAGAGCUUAUAUAACAUAUACGUGAUUUAAGAUUGUGCAAAAUUGAUUUUGAACAGGCUGAAACGUGUGAUGGAGCUAGCGUUCUGUGUAGCUCUGGGUUCCAGUACUCUGCAAAGAGAGCGAAGGGCUCGCUUUGCUGCUCUGUGUCAAUGUUAAUAGCAGGAAGCAGGGCGCAUCCUCGCGGUGUCUAAGUCUGGAGCCCACAGCUUUAUGGACCAACAGCUGGUAAGUCCAGGUAGUUGUUAAUAGCACUAUCCUUUGCCUCUUAGCAAGAAAGAGUAAACACGCAAAGAGGAGUAAGCACAGUGGUUGUAAUAAGUUAUUGUGAUGAGCCUGUCUUACGG